AUGGCUGGAAAGAAGCGCUCGGUAAACGGCCAGGUCAAGGCUCAAACUCAAUCAGCUUCGGCGGCUCAAGACAUCACAAUUACUGAUGCGACACCACCAUGCGGGCAACCACAACCACCCUCGAGCAAGACUACCUCAUCGCCCAGUACAACAUCAGCGAGCAAAGAAAACCCAACAGCCGCUCAGAAACCAACAAAAAAGGGUCAACCGAAUUCUAAACCCCCAGUACAACCCUCAACCCGCCACCCCACCACCCGUUCAAAACGUCAAAAACUCGCCAAACUCCCACCCAACGCCAAAAUAUCCAAACGGCCCCUCCUCCACCCCGCCCUCCCCACCCCCUUCGCCUCAUCCCAGCACCCAAAAGUCCUCUACAUAACCGCCUCGAGCCCCUACAUCUCCGCUCUAAAACGCGUGCGCAAGCUCCUGGCGCAAAUAUCCCAGCGACACAAGCAAUCGGUUUCGACGCGGGAAAAAGCGCUGGGUAGAGGGCGCUUCGCAGAGGCAAACGGGAAGCUGGAUGCGCGCACUGUGGAGCGCGAGAUAGCGGGGGAAGCGGCGCGGAAGAGAGGUGCAGACGGCGGUGCGGGUGGCGGAGAGGAAGUAUAUCUCAAGGCGACGGGGAGAGCGAUACCGCGGGCGCUGGAGAUUGCGUUGUAUUUCCAGGCCGAGGCGGAUUGUAGGGUGAGGAUUGAAAUGGGGAGUGUGAGUGCGGUUGAUGAUGUCGAGGUUGGUGUGGAAGGGGAGCAGCAAGGACGGGAAGAAGCAGGGGGCGACGAUGAGGAGAUUCCUGAGACGAGGUUACGCAUGGUGAGUUCGGUGAGUGUUAGUAUUGGGCUCAAGUAA
Bipolaris victoriae FI3 is the source of this 846-nucleotide messenger RNA. RefSeq lists its product as hypothetical. Gene Ontology annotation, cellular component: ribonuclease MRP complex; nucleolar ribonuclease P complex. The record is from RefSeq and is a predicted model, not a curated record. Gene Ontology annotation, molecular function: RNA binding. Gene Ontology annotation, biological process: nuclear-transcribed mRNA catabolic process, RNase MRP-dependent; rRNA processing; tRNA 5'-leader removal. The coding region runs from base 1 to 846 and encodes 281 amino acids. Lineage: Eukaryota; Fungi; Ascomycota; Dothideomycetes; Pleosporales; Pleosporaceae. The transcript has 2 exons.